Molecule: messenger RNA, 2918 nt
Organism: Pecten maximus
Lineage: Eukaryota; Metazoa; Mollusca; Bivalvia; Pectinida; Pectinidae
Product: vacuolar protein sorting-associated protein 13B-like
Exons: 8
Coding region: 58-2526 (822 amino acids)
Source: RefSeq, a predicted model, not a curated record
GGUGGGAGUUGUACAGAAUCGUUGGAUGUCUCUGAUGUGGAUUCAGCUGACCUUACAAUGACCCUAAACAUCAAUCUGUCAGAGUAUUGGCCUGGAGCUGACACACUCCUCGUCAACCUGACACCAUGGUGCCUUAUGACCAACCAAAGUGACCUGGACCUUAUUGUCAUGGAUGCUACUGGAUCUCAAUGGACAUUGCCCUCUAGCAAGACAUUUAGUCCUCCAAAGUUUGAGGGUGAGAUCAUUCUUGGUUUGAGGAUUGGCAGUGGUGUUGUAUGUAGCGGAAGUAUUCCUUUGUCUGAUGAGGAAGUUGAUCUACAGAGAUACAGACCUGAUAUAGGCCAGGUGUUGUAUUUAGACGGAUAUGUCCACACUCGUAUCUCCAUCACACAGGCCAACAGGAUUAAGGUGUAUUUCCUGACUGUGCAGUCCUCGGUACGACACAGAAUGCGACUGAUUACCAUUCUAGAGUCAAUGUGUGUCACAAAUCUAACUGGACAGCCAUACCAGGCUAUGUUACAUUGUGUGUGUCCUAGGGUAGGACAGAUUCAGAGAAUGACCAGUAGUACUUCGUCAGAGAUUUGUAUACCUGACCAUUCCAAGGUGGACAGACAGGACACUGACCUUUGUCCACUCCUUCAGUGGUCACUUGACCAUUCCCAAGACAGUGUUCUACUUCAGGAAGAGGAUUCAUUGGUCCAUUACUUAUCUCUUCAACCAAUCAAAACAGAAAAUUGUGAUAUUGAUCCUGAUUGGUCUCAUCCUGUUCGUCUCCUGGCCAAUAAGAAUGCAGUUCGUGCUACAGUGGCUGUACCCCGGCCAGGACAGUGGACUGAGCCCAUCUGUAUUACUGGGCAAGAGAGGAAUGGUGUGGCCUAUUUUGUGAUGCGGAAAGAUAAUUCACCAUCUUGUCUCCUGCACAAUUCCACCAAUCUGCCUGUGUACUACGGUCAUCAUAAUGUCAACAUCACAUCCCCAGGUAUUACAGUACAGGAGGAGACAGAACUAGUGGGUGACCCACCUUUCAUCCCGGUCGGACAAAAUGUCUUCUACACACCAAACCUCAUCAAUGGUAUAUUUGGGGAGGAUAUCUCCAACACUCUCAUCCCUAGUCUACAUUUCGCUGUAAAUCGUAACGACAUUCAACAGAGGUCAGAGGAUGGACAAGGUCAAGGUCAAAGUGACAAGUGCCUAGUUUGGAGCCGUGCAAUAGAUGUCAACUCUAACAUGGAAAUGUUUGUGCCAAUUCCUGGAUGUAUAGAUAUCAAGGUCAAGGUCAGAAAGGUUGCCAUGGUGACAUCCAUUACCAUCGAACCAAUCAGCAAGGCUGAAGUGUCGGCAAAAGAAAUCCGAAGUCGCCUCACUGGACAGGAAAGGACAGUUACCACAGUAGCGGAGGAACUCCCUCCGGACAAAAGUGAAAGAUGUUAUCCUGUACACAACGACAAUCAACUUCACAACUUACAGGAUAUCAAAUCUUCAGCGACCAGAAUUGAUUUGACAAUUGGUGUGAGACUCCGACAUCUCACCAUCGCGUUGAAGGACGAAUCAUCAAGAUCUGAAGAAGUCGCUGAAGUACUUAGAAUUUCCAUGGAUGAACUGUUCAUGGCUUAUUAUCCUUCUGGGCAGGUUUCUGAAGACGAAUCUGAAAGUCACUCAUGCAUAUCUGCAUGUGUUGGGGUCAUUCAACUGGACAAUCAGCUGUUCUACACUAAAGGCCUGUAUGACUUCCCCGUACUGUUGUUACCACAGAACAUCCCCGACCCCUCACAGCUUACACUCCCUAGUCUACAGAAUCUCAGUAUAUCAGAGAAAUUUGCUGUCCUCAAGUCAGUUAGCUUCCUACAUAUCCAGGUAGUCAUGGGAACAGACCUACUCCAAAACUCUGUUACAAAGAGGAUUGAAUUUGGCCUACAACCAGCCACAGCUAAUAUAGAUGAUGGAUUUGUUUUGAGACUUUUAAAGGAAGUUGAAAGUUUGAUUCCAACGAAACUUACAAACUCCAGUAUGGACAACAAGAGUAUGUUUGUGAAGAAACUUCCCAAGUCUUUCAGAAAGUUGUCCAUGGCGUUAAGUUCACCAGUAAAAAUUGAACAUCUGUGCAUCCAGCCUAUUGCCUUACUCUUUAGCCUUCAUGCCUCCUUGAAGCUUUUUAUAGCAUCUGACCGUACACCAUUAUCUUUCGGAAAGUUUGAACGGAAGGAUGUUUGUGGAACCUCUCAUCAAGUGAUUCGAGUGUUAGCGAUGCACUAUGCUACUGGGGCACUGUUCCGGGCGGGAAUUGUUGUCGGGUCCUUGGAGAUCCUUGGGAACCCCACAGGACUGAUUCGGAGUAUCGGUACUGGUGUAGCUGACCUAGUUAAAAUGCCCUACACUGGAUUAACUCAUGGACCAGGAGCGUUUGUGUCUGGAGUGACCCACGGCAUGACUUCAUUUGUUAAAAACAUCUCCUCGGGCAUGCUGAUGUCAGUGACCAGUUUUGCCUCAAGUGUAUCACGGAACAUGGACCGUCUUUCUCUUUACUAAUACCACCAGGAACGACAAGAGGAGAGACGUCGACAACAGCCCCACGGAAUUUCCAGUGGACUCAAACAGGGACUCACUGGUUUUGGAAUGAGUUUACUUGGGGCUGUGGCUGGCCUAGCAGACCAACCCAUCCAGAAUAUCAUCUCCAAUCAAGACACAGACGAGCGGCCUAAAUCCACCUCAGCAGCCGCCACGGGAGUUGUGACCGGGGUUGGUAAGGGCCUCGUAGGGGCCUUCACCAAACCUAUAGGAGGGGCCGCUGAACUCUUAUCACAAACAGGACAAGGAAUUCUCCUUGGGACGGGACUUGCCGGAGAUUUACCUAAAGUACGCUACGCAGCAGAGGUUCAGACUGUGUCAUCCUUCUGUAGCUGUCGACAUAAAUAUCUGGG